Molecule: messenger RNA, 5994 nt
Organism: Lethenteron reissneri (Far Eastern brook lamprey)
Lineage: Eukaryota; Metazoa; Chordata; Hyperoartia; Petromyzontiformes; Petromyzontidae
Product: E3 ubiquitin-protein ligase RNFT1-like
Biological process (GO): protein ubiquitination
Molecular function (GO): ubiquitin protein ligase activity
Source: RefSeq, a predicted model, not a curated record
AGGUUGCAGUUGCUGUCAUUCUCAUUGGCUCCCCACAACUACUGCUUGAACUAUGACGUCACAAUGGAUAACCGUCCUCGGCGUGACGAUCAUCUUAGGCUUCUCGCUAGCGCCCGCGGAGGCUAAAAAAUCGACCCACUGGUGGAAUUUCGGCGCAGAGACGGAGGAGAAGUCGACCAACUGGUGGGCUUUCGGCGAAGAGAAGUCGACCAACUGGUGGAAUUUCGGCGCAGAGGAGAAGUCGACCCAUUGGUGGAAUUUCGGCGCAGAAAAGUCGACCAAAUGGUGGAAUUUCGGCGCAGAGGAGGAGAAGACGACCCAUUGGUGGAAUUUCGGCGCAGAGAAGAAGUCGACCAACUGGUGGAAUUUCGUCGCAGAGAAGUCGACCAACUGGUGGAUUUUCGGCGCAGAGACGGAGGAGAAAUCGACCAACUGGUGGAUUUUCGGCGCAGAGGAGGAGAAGUCGACCAACUGGUGGAUUUUUGGCGCAGAGACGGAGGAGAAGUCGAGCCACUGGUGGAAUUUCAGCGCCAGAGAGAAGGAGAAAAACUCGACCCACUGGUGGAAUUUGGCCGCCAUGGUAGCCGCAGUGGCCAUAGUGGUUCAGAUAUUAGUGUUAGUACAAGCCGCGUUCUUCUCCGCUGGAGUGAACACCACCGGCUGCGUCGCCUCCCCCACUACGCCCUCGGCCACGCUGAAGUCCGUCGAUACGGAGUGUGUGGUGUGUUUGUCCGACAUUGAAACGAGGCAGAGUCUGCGAGUGCUGCCCUGCAGCCACGAGUUCCACGCCACGUGUGUGGACGAGUGGCUCAAGAUUAACCCGACCUGCCCCAUCUGCCGUGCCGAUGCCUCAGAGAUUCCACACAAGGGAGAGUGACACUCACCACCACACUCACCACCACACUCACAAGAACCACACUCACCACCACACUCACUAGAACCACACUCACCACCACACUCACUAGAACCACACUCACAACAACACUCUACCACAUUCACAACCACAACUCACCACCACCACACUCACCAACACCACAACCACACUCACCGGAACCAAACUCACAACCCACCACACCAACCCACACAGCCGCGUGCAAUCGCCGUUCACUCGGCCACGGGUGACCGUUGCCACGGUGACCGUUGCCACGGUUAACGUCGCCAUGGUGAACGUUGCCACGGUGAACGUCGCCAUGGUGAGGAGUGUUGCUGUGACUGCAGUUGCCCGACAUUCACUUUGCUGUGGCUUUGCGGCUCUUGAUGACGGUGGCAGAGGUGGUGGUGGUGGUCAUGAUGAUGGUAGUGAUGGUAGUGGUGGUGGUGAUGAUAGUGGUGGUGAGGGUGGUGGUGGUAGUAGUGAUGAUGGUUGCAGUGAUGGUGAUGGUGGUGAUGAUGGUGAUGAUCUUAAUCGUCGUGGUGGUAGUGAUGAUGAUGGUGGUAGUGAUUGUUGUUUCUAUUGUUUUGAAAAAUAAUGUCAUGAAAAAUGUAAAAUAUGUCAGUGGCAAACGUUUACAGCAAUUAAUUCAUCGGUAAGAUUACGCAAUUAACGAAAUGUAUGACUAAAAUACAGGGUUGUGUCAAAAAGAUGGACCCAAUUUCAAAGCAGUAUAUUUCACGAUGGUUACAAUUACUCAAAAUGAUACAAACGGUUUAAUGAGUUAUCAAGUUUUACAAACCAUUUUCAUAAAUGCUCGAUGUGCCCUCCACCUGCUGUACGGACACCAUCGAGACGAUAGUUGAAUUCGUCCCAAACGCCUCUCUUCUCACGUUUUCGCCUGAGGUGCAUGGUCUCCCUGUGCUCUUCCCCUGACAUAAACAGCUCGCUUCCUCAAAUUGUCGGUACCAACCACGAAUGCUAUUUGACAAUGGCGGAUCAAUGCCAAAACGCCGUUGAAACGCAUGCUGCACCGCAAUUACGGACUCAGUCUUGCUGAACUGCUGAACGUAAAACGCUCCUUGUAUUGCGGGGUCACCAUCUUGCGAAUGACUGAGGCAAGGGGCUGUUUGUGUACUGGGAGAGGCAUCUAGUGGUAAUCAUUUGAAACUCUAUGCCCCGCCCUUUCAAGUGGUAAGAGUUUCAUUAAUGGGCGGUUCGUGGUUGCAGAGAUAUAGCGAUUUCAAAUCGGGUCUGCUUUUUAAACACCCUAUUCUUCGAAACGACUCAAGGGACAGAACGAUGCUUUUCACGAUCAGCUAAUAGUUAACGCACCACUUUGUGAUGGGAACCCUUUUCGAAACAAAAAAAAAAACUUCUUGGAGCAAUCUUAUUCGCACCGAUAUGGGCGUUGUGUGUGUGAGUAGGAGGACAGUCACCACGAGGUCCAAUUACUCUGUGUGGGGGUUACAGAGAGCGAUCAGUUCUACGUACUCACACAUACACACUACACUACUUUAUACUACUACACUAUAUACUACUAUAUACUACUACACACUACUACACUGUACGCUACUAUAUACUACUACACACUACGACACUAUACACCACUAUAUACUACACUUCUAUACACUACACUAAUAUACAAUACACCACUAUACACUACACUAUACACGACUAUACACGACUCACCUAUACACUACACUACUACACACCACACUACAAUACAUGACGCUACUAUACAAUACACUACUAUACACUACACUCUACAUUACUAUGUACUAUACACUGGUCAACACACUUUUUCAGGCAUAAGGUAUUCCAACGGUGUUAAUGUAAUUUUGGGGUGCUGAUUCCAAAUCUGGCAUCAGUUUUUGUCUAUCACAUCAGGUUUUAGAGAUAUAAAGUAUUGCAUUUUCAAUAAAAACUGCAGAAGAAAAAUAUUAAAUAAAUGUGGAUAUCUACAUAAAAUUAUAUUAUAAACACACUAUCCUAAAAAUACAGCACCAUAUUUUAACACUAAAGCAGUCACUGACUCGCAACAACUUGCAAUCAUAAGUGACAGAGUAAAUUUCGGGUAAAAUCAAUGAAAAUGGGGUAUGCCGAUAGCAUAAAAUGAGAUGUGAUAGAGCAAAUCUGAGAUCAGAUUUGGAAUCAGCACCCUGAAAUUAGUCUAAAACAGCUUCAAAAAUUGACCAGUGUAAUUAUAGCGGGCAGUGUGAUUUUGAGGAAUCAAUGGCUUCCGCGGUGCAGCGUUCCUUGAACCGAAAAUACCUCAGGUUCCCAGCAGGGGGCGCUGGGUCGGCGCGUGUACGUGUGUGUGUGUGUCGAACACGCGGUGCUCUCGGCUGCGCAGUCAGUCUCUCUCCACCGCUGGUAGGCCUCGGCAAGGUAAGGUCAAAGUUUAAAGGUAAAAACAACGAGCCUAUUUUUACCCUACCUUUUACCUUACCACAAUACAAUCACUCUACCCUACCUUUUACCCUUCAGCAGGUAAGGUAAAAGGUAAAAACAACAAGCCUAUUUGUACCCAACCUUUUACCUUACCGCAAUACAAUCACUCUACCCUACCUUUUACCCUUGAGCAGGUAAGGUAAAAGAUAAAAAGCCACGAGCCUACCUUUUACCCUACCUUUUACCCUUACCCUAUACAAAUUACCCAAUUACAGGGUAAUUACUAGGGAACUACGACACAUGAACAAGGUUUAUAACGGUAAAUGCUAGGUAGAGCGCUUUAUUCAUAUAGAAUACUCUCGAUGAUUCCAAUUUUACACGCUUGUUGUCGUUGUUGUCAUUGCUGUUGUCGUCGUUGUCAUUGUUGUUGUUGUCAUUGUUGUUGUCGUUGUCAUUGUUGUUGUUGUCGUUGUUGUCGUUGUUGUCAUUGUUGUUGUUGUCAUUGUUGUUGUCGUUGUUGUCAUUGUCGUUGUUGUCAUUGUUGUCGUUGUUGUCGUCGUCGUUGUCGUCGUUGUUGUUUCCUCAAAUCUUGUAACACAUUUUUUACCCACUUCCUAAUGUGGUAUCGACUGCAAACUUGGUAUACUUAUGUCAUACUGAUGACAACACUAUAUUCUAUCAUUAAAUCCUUUUUUAUAUGUUAUGUUUCGACUUGGGUCUAAUUGUCCACGGUCAACUGACGUUGGCUGUAAAUCACCACGGCCCCUUACGUUGUGGCAAGCUUCGGGGCCACUUCCUGGAGUCGUGGAGUUCUGCCAUUACUAGUACAUUUCAUAAAAGCGUGUUUUUAAGAAAGUUUUUUUUAAUAUUACUUAUUAAAUGGAGGCCACGGACUGCGCCACAGAGCUUCUAGCGGUAAACAAGGCACCGUAUUUACCGGGUAAUACUUCGCGCUACCUUUACCCUACCAGGUAAUUCUUCCGAGCUACCUUUACCCAACUCUUUACCUUACCCCUUGGCAUGUCGACAUCUUUAGCCUUUAGCUUUACCCUUUUACCCGGUAAAAAGGGUAAAUUACCUUGCCUUGCCGAGGCCUACUUACAGCACACACAAACACAGAGACACAAAGAUUCUCUCUCACACACAACAACAACAAGGCCUAACCGCUGGGGUGGUUGCUGAGUCGGCACACUGCUCACGCUGGCGGCGGUGCCCGUGCCGGCAUGGAUGAUGGGUCCGGCUCCGUCUGCGUCGAUGUGCGCGAUGGCUCCCGUCGCCAGAAAGCACUCGCAGUGAGUCACCCCCUUUGGCACCAGACACAGAUACAUCUGGGGAUGAUUUGCCCACUGACCAUCGGCUUGUAAUCUAUAACAUGCGCCUGUCAUUUUUCCACUCCGGUGGUGGGUGUACACCUAGGACCCUAUUCAAACCCACAAUGGCCUGGUCUAAGCUAGAUGAUGAAAGUUGCAAGUGAUCAUCGCAUAGAGCUGGGGUUGGCAUCGAACAACCCUCCUGAUACUGAGGGGAAAUGGGCGAGGUUUAGGACUGUCACAUGCAGCUGCAAUGGCUAAUUUGGUUACACGGUCCAAACAUCCCCAGAGACCCUGGCUGACAAAGGAGGUGUUCCAGCUGGCUGAGAAAAAGCGUUAGCCCCACUCCCACCGACUACAGCAUCAGAGAAGGAGGAGGCUUACCGCAGCCUUUGCUUGGAGGUUCGGAGAGCCGUGCGACAAUGCAGGUUUCCCACGAUCACAAAACACUCAUUAACUCCAUCACAAAGUAACUUGCAGCACCACACCUAUCACUAGAAUUAAGGGAAAGUAAUGUUAUCCGAUCUCCGACCACAGGAAUAUCUUUGAGGUUUUGGUGAAGGGGAAAUUCCUCUGCCCAGAUAACAUCAUGGGGCAAGGUGGGAAUAACCCUGCUGGGGCUGCCAAUGCCUCGAAUAUUACAGGAAAUAGUCACCCCUUGUGAGUGGCUGGCUGAGGUGUCAUUUGUUGAGCAAGCACGACAGUGAUCCAGAGUCUAAAACGAGGAAAAGUGCAGGGCAGAGACGAUCUCCUAAGCGAACUGCUGAGAGAGGGUGGUGUUCAUGCACAAACUGCCCUACACGACAUUGUAAUAACAGUCCGGACCACUGGAUGGGUUUUGCAGGAUUUGAAGGAUGUCAUUGUGGUCUCCCUCUUUAAGAAUGGGGACCCCACCGGCUGUAACAACUACAGGGGCAUCUCACUUCUCAGGGUGCCGGGAAAGGUCCUGGCAAGGAUUAUUCAACACCCCCUUGCCAGGCUUGCAAAACCCCAAUGGGGUUUCAGACCAGGGCAGUCCUGUAUGGAUGCCAUAUUAUCUGUCUCUCUGCUACUGCAGAGGUGUAGGGGAUUCCAACAAGACCUACACUUCUGCUUUAUUGAUCUGGUCAAGGCCUAUGAUACCAUCAACAAGCCAGGGCUUUUGGUUGUUCUUCGUGCUUUCAGAGUCCCUGACUCUCUGCUCACAAUCAUUAAGGACCUUCAUGAUGGUGGGCCUGCCCGAGUAGAGCUACGUGGCCAGGAGUCAAAGCCAUUCUAUGUUCAUCUUGAGAUGGCGACAGGGAUGUCCUCUGUCUCCCACAUUAUUUAACAGACUACCUGCUGGAUCUCCUCACUGUUUCGAAGAACAAAUGUGACCUAAGGUCUUCGCUCAUUUACCUGCUUCACAUUCCUUAUUGCCGUACAAAUACUGGAGGAAGG